Molecule: messenger RNA, 444 nt
Organism: Microplitis demolitor
Lineage: Eukaryota; Metazoa; Arthropoda; Insecta; Hymenoptera; Braconidae
Product: glutamic acid-rich protein-like
Exons: 1
Coding region: 1-444 (147 amino acids)
Source: RefSeq, a predicted model, not a curated record
AUGGAGGUCAACAAGGGUGCGGUAGAAAGUGAGGAAGAGGUCGAGGAGGAUAGUGACGGGGAUGAAGACAGUGAUGGAAGUGAAGAAGUUUCGAGUGAAGAGGAUGCAAGUGAAGAGGAUACGAGUGAAGAGGAAGACGAGGAUAACGAAAAAGUUGAGAGGGGUGUGGUGGACGACGGUGAAUGUGUGCGCGUUAAUGGUGGUGAGGAGAUGGCGGUUGCUGUGGAUGACGGUGAUCUGUCUUCCGGGUCGGAGGACGAUGAGGACAUCUUCGUCGUCUCCGAAUCUUCUGACGACUCGGGCUUCAGAUCCGUGUAUCAGGGGUCAACUGUGGACUGGGUGGACGCGGUUGAGUAUGAUGGCGUUUCCAGCAGUGGUGAUGAGACAGCCUCGUCGAGAACAGCUUCCAUAUGUAGUGAGAGAUAUGGGUUCUGUGUCGACUAG